This is a messenger RNA of Ilyonectria robusta, 1802 nucleotides long. RefSeq lists its product as uncharacterized. Lineage: Eukaryota; Fungi; Ascomycota; Sordariomycetes; Hypocreales; Nectriaceae. Bases 38 to 1351 code for a protein of 437 amino acids. The transcript is spliced from 5 exons. The record is from RefSeq and is a predicted model, not a curated record.
CGCAGUGGUGAAGAGAGCAAUCACGCGCCAACACACCAUGCCUCUUAAAAGUAAGAAUGCUUUAAGAAUCCAUGGUAUGCCUGGGUGCACUACCAAACAGACCUACGAAGAAGUCGUCGAAAUACUCUGUGCACCACCGUCGACACUGACGAAACGUGCUUCUAGCCUUUUCCGUCUGUCGGACAUCGGACAGACUAGGAGCAGCACGGAUGGAACAACCCCAUUGAUGACGACCCUUGAAGGUGAAGCAUCACCUCAACUGAUACCUCGCACUCCUCCGAUUCCAUCGGACGAACCCGCCAGUACAUCAUUUGUCUUUCAGCACAAAGACGCCCCGGUGGGUACGAUAUCGUUCUCGGACCGAAAGAGACUCAAAGCAGCACUGAGCGUGUUUGAAAAGGCCAAAAAGAACAAGGAUCUCCACUGGAGUGGCUGGGGGAUCACAAACGAGUUUCGAGGUAUCACUGUUCUCUACGAAUAUCCCAGUGCCGAUAAGGUGGAAAUGGAUAUAUGCGCCGUCCAUGGACUUGGCGGGAACGCUAUUGAUUCCUGGACAGCAGACAACAGGAAGAUGUGGCUGAAAGACUAUCUACCAUCUUCACAAAACUUUACCAAGAGUCGUAUCAUGACUUUUGGCUACGACGCAGACUUGGCAGACCAAAGAUCGUUAAUGACACUUGAAAACUGGGCAGAGAACUUGCUACAGAUGCUCAUGGAAGUCAGAACUUCUAAGAAGCAAAGAAGACGGCCAUUGCUCUUCGUGUGCCAUUCUUUCGGGGGGCUAGUGGUUCGAAAGGCAAUGAUCAAGUUGUCGACCACCAAGCACAAGGGGCUAUCCCUGGCCCAGUGUGGUCUCAUCUUCCUGGCUACUCCACACACAGGUACCAGCAUAGCUGACUGGAAUGCGCUUUUCGUUGCCACUGCCGGCCUAGUUGGCGGAGUCAGGUCAGAAAUUGUGGACAGAUUGAGAGCAUUCAAUUCCAGUUCACUGUGGGACAAGAGUGCCUUCCUCAAUUUGAAUCCACUUCCGCCGUUUCAAUGCUAUGCCGAGGGUAUGUCGGUCCAAAAGUCAGGGAUACAGCGAAUAAUUGUCACUCAAGAUUCAGCGUCCCUCGACUCUCAAACGCCAGCUCAUAUGAUCAUGAGGGCUGAUCACUGCACAAUUUCCAAAUUCAGCACAAACUCCAUGGAAUUCAUAACUGUCGCCAACGGCAUGUCUCAAGUUUAUGCGGAAAUCUCAACGACCUACCGCCAUUCCUCAGUUGUUAGAUAUCUGAUCUCGCUGAGUCGGCCCAAGUCCGGCUCUGGGAGAGACUCGUCCUCCACAGAUACAAAUACUGGUUCGGGGUGAGGUCGUUGAUAACGAAUGGCAGGCAAGCUUGCUGCCUCUAACGACUUGGUAAUCCGGGAAGGAAUCUAGGGUUCAGGGCGCUUCUUAGUUCUCCUCAAAGGCUACGCCUGGGCUGGCUGACGCUCAGGACCGCGUCAGGCGAACGGAAUUCAGGUUCAGUAACCUAGAAUGAAAAAUGUACUCGGUGGGCUGGGCUCAAAGAGUAAGCUCAAAAUAAUAAAUUUUAAUGAUCACUUACUGCGUUAGAACUCAACGACACUGAUACGACUUGUGGCUAUCAGGGAUUAGGCCUACUACCAUGGAAAUAAAAUACUAGUUAUUAGACAGAUGGGUGGAGAGGUCGGGUUUUCGGUCUUUAACAUGACUUUCUUUUCUUGAGCUUUGGGGUCCAGCUGCCACUUCAGUAAUCAAUUUACUCUCUCACACUCAACACCUGCCUAAUAUUCAUUUA